AUGGAAGGUAAGAACGUGCUACGUGAAAAUUCGAAGAUUAUAUUUGAUGUACUUAGAUUUUGCGCUUUACUCGGUAAGGAGCUGUCCCCGUCGAGACUGAAGGAUGUCAAGUGGUGCUCCUGUGGAUCAUGUGUGUCCCUAACACCUAAGAGGAAGUACCCUUGUGAACCUUUGAUAGGGUUACGAACCAAAGUGAGGGAAUCUGGUCAGUGCAUUGUUCAGCACCCCUCAUUUUACAAGGUCGCGCUGGACUGCGAGGUGCUUCGAGUCCUGUUGGUCAAUCUGAGAGUGGAAAGGAAGAGGAAGAGACACCGGGUCGACAAUGAGAACAGGCGAACGGUUUCAUAUUUGCAGCCACUAUUGAGGUGCUUGAGAUACUGCGCGUACCGCGCUUUCGUUGCCUGGUGUUACGGGCACUUGGGUUUUCGGAAGAGAUUCGAACUACCUGCUUGCGUAAGAGCUGCCAUAAUGGAUGCUUUUCCCUCAGAGAUGGUGGCGUACGUGCCGGUUUCAGUUAGAAUUGCGACUUAUUUCCUCUAUUAA
This is a messenger RNA of Cooperia oncophora, 543 nucleotides long. The record is from the annotation of a GenBank genome assembly. Lineage: Eukaryota; Metazoa; Nematoda; Chromadorea; Rhabditida; Trichostrongylidae.